AUGAGAACGAUCAAAGAGGACGUGGCGGAAGUAAGAAUGCUGAUGAAAGUAAUCUGGAAAGAAAUGGUGAAAAGAGAAAUGAUAAUCUCUGAAGAAGAAAAUCAAGGUGCAAGGGGCUACUACGAGUUCCGUGAAGAAAAGGAACAUGAGAUCCAGGAAUGUGACGAGUUUAAGACUUUGAUACAAAGCCUUAUGGAUAAUAAGGAGCUGGAAUUUUAUGAAGCUGGCUCAGAUGAGGGUCAUGUAGGCACAUUGGAAGAUGAACCCAACAAUCAAAGAAUCAACCGGCCAAGGAUAAUUAUUUCUCUACCAAUGAAUAAUGAAGUCGAAACACAAACAGCACCGAAGGUCAUUAUUCGCAAACUCGUUUUCUUUCCUUAUAAGGAUAAUAAGAGGGUACUCUGGUAUUAUGACUGCAAUGUGACAAUGCCAGAGAAAGAGGCUAUAACUAGUGCUUCUAAGGAGGCUCAAGAUAAGGGUUCUUACACACGUAGUGGGAAGCGUUAUGAUGUAGAAGGUGUCAGAGUUGAGCCUGCGAAAGCAAAAGCCUUUGACAAAGAAAAGGGGGUUGAAGUACUUGUUAAUGAGCCACUGAAGGAAGAAGAAGCCAGAGAGUUUUUAAAAUUCUUAAAACACAGUGAGUACAGCGUGGUUGAACAAUUGCACAAGCAACCAACUCACAAAUCAGUGUUGGCUUUGCUUCUGAGCUCAGAGGUACAUCGAGAAACAUUAAUGAAGGUGCUUAAUGAGACUUACGUUACUAAUGAUAUAUCCGUCAAUAAGUUAGAUCGAUUGGUUAGUAACAUAAGUGCUAACAAUUUUAUCUAUUUCAAUGAUGAUGAAAUCCCACUUGGUGGCAUAGGAUCAGCUAAAGCUUUACAUAUCACCACUCGCUAUAAGGGGUAUACAUUGCUGAGUGUGCUUAUUGAUAAUGGAUCAGCCUUAAAUGUCUUACCAUUGUCCACAUUGAAUAGAUUACCCAUAGACAGUUCUCACAUAAAAACAUGCCAUAAUGUAGUGAGAGCAUUCGAUGGCACGGAGAGAAAGGUCAUGGGAAGAAUUGAUAUUCCUUUGAUGAUUGGGCCAAAUACGUAUGAGGUGGACUUUUUAGUGAUGGACAUCAAGCCCUCUUACAAUUGCCUGUUGGAGAGGCUUUGGAUACAUUCGGUAGGAGCAGUGCCCUCAUCCUUGCACCAGAAGUUGAAGUUAGUAACGGACGGACGGCUGGUCACCAUAAAUGCGGAGGAAGACAUCAUAGCAGCAGUUACCAGCGACGCACCAUAUGUAGAGGCAAAUGAUAAGGCUAUUGAGUGCUCUUUUUGUUCCUUAGAAUUUUUCAAUGCAACAUUCAUUUCAGAGGGGAAGGAGGUGUCAGUACCCAGGAUAUUUAGAACCACAAGAAUGGGUUUACAGAUGACAAUGGGGAAAGGAGCUUUUCCAGGAAAAGGAUUGGAAAGAUAUCUUUAA
This is a messenger RNA of Gossypium arboreum, 1467 nucleotides long. RefSeq lists its product as uncharacterized. NCBI's taxonomy places the organism in Eukaryota, Viridiplantae, Streptophyta, Magnoliopsida, Malvales, Malvaceae. The transcript has a single exon. The coding region runs from base 1 to 1467 and encodes 488 amino acids. The record is from RefSeq and is a predicted model, not a curated record.